AUGGAGGGGCAAACCAAUACAAUCUUCGUCCGUAACCUAGCGGUCCAGGCCAAUGAGCAGAACCUCCGAGACCUCUUCUCGCGGCUGGACAGGGUCAUCAACGUCCAGAUAAUGACCUUCCCUGGCACCAGCUUGAGAUAUGCCCGUGUGGACUUCGGCACUUCCAACGGUGUAACAGCUGCCCAUUCCCUCAAUGGGCAGCCUUUCCAUGGAGUCCCCCUAACAGUGUCAGUGACUGACCCUGUAGCGGCUAAUGCCUCUGCCACUGCCGCGGCUCCCUUGCCUAACCUUGGUGUCCCAGCGGCUCAACAGCUGACCGCUUCAGUUACUAGUAUCCGCCCACAACCAGGCGUUGGAGUCACGACUGUUGGUGGAGGGGUGAGGGACUCAGGCGAGGAGAUGAUCUUGAAGAGGACGGUGUACGUAUCGGGACUGGCGAACCAAGUUACAUUAGAGGAAGUACAGGGAAUGUUCGGCCAUUUUGGGGAGAUCAAGGAAUCUUCCAUAGACGUGUCACCCUAUGACCAAUGCCAGUUUGCAUUGGUAGAGUUCCAGAAUGAGGCCGCGGCCCAGGAGGCGAUUCGAGUGGGCGAGAUACCAUAUCGUGGCCGAGUUGUUCGGGUGGAGAAGUCGAAGGAGACCGUGAAGCUGUACCCUCCUACUGAUGUUGUUUUCGGCAAGCCUAUGACCAUUGGCCGACAUGUUACACCAUUACUCCCCGGGAACCCUGGGUCUCAGAUAUCAGGGGCUAUGAGGACGAGGCGGGAUGAGAUCAUCGACUUGGUAGGAGAGGCGGCCAUGCAGAUUGAGGAUUGGCUAGAGUCUCGAGGCCGUCUGAAGAGGCAAGGCAUGUUCGGGAGACGUUUAGACAGAAGCAUUCGAGAGUCCAUCGUAGGGAAGAGGGGGAUGGUAGUGGAGGAGCACGGCGGUCUAGGGAUCAAGGGCACCGGAGUAGGUCGAGGGAUGAUCGAGGAUCUAGAGGAGAAUCGCGAGGACGAUAUGAGAGGUCGGAGUCGCGACGUUAUAGAGACUCGAGGGGCUCGGGAGAGUAUCCACCACAGCCAGCGGCGGCCAGCAAUGAUGAGGCCGAGUAUUGGAGGGAAAUGGGGGGCAAGGGAGGAGGAAGUUAUGGUCGAGGGUACUAGAGAUGCGGGCUGCUAUCGUCGUUACCAUAAUACUGCUAAAUUGUCUUAUGAUGAUGGGGUUGGCGUGUUCGUUUUUGAGGAGGGGGAACUGUUGUCAAGUGUUGUGGGUUUGAACUAA
Perkinsus marinus ATCC 50983 is the source of this 1263-nucleotide messenger RNA. RefSeq names its product RNA-binding protein, putative. The record is from RefSeq and is a predicted model, not a curated record. The coding region runs from base 1 to 1263 and encodes 420 amino acids. Gene Ontology annotation, molecular function: RNA binding. NCBI's taxonomy places the organism in Eukaryota, Perkinsozoa, Perkinsida, Perkinsidae. The transcript is spliced from 13 exons.